UCUUUCGUCAUUCAUUGCUUAAGUUUUAUUGUAUUGAAAUAUAACAAAUUUUGUCCUUCAACAUUGCUGUUAUGUGAUUAUACGUUUUAAAAACAGCACAAUUGAUCAUAAAUCAAAUCAAUUUGAUGAAUCAGUUAUUUUAUUGAAUACGUUGUAAACAGUGCAAGCAGUGCUAUCUAGUUAGUGCGAAGUUUUUGUUUUAUUUUAGAAAAAAUGAAUUUAGAGAUUAAUAGAUUGAAUACUUUUUCAAACUGGCCCAUGGGAGCCCCAGUAGAUCCGAUACCAAUAGCGAAGGGGGGCUUCUUUUAUACUGGGCAAGGUACAGAGGUGGAGUGUUUUAGUUGUGGUGGAAAAAUUUCGCAGUGGAAUUACGGUGAUCAAGUGAUGAUGCGACAUCGGCGGAUGGAUCCCAACUGUCCAUUCGUGGUGAACCCGCAGAUGGCGGGGAACGAGCCACUCGUUUUAGAUCGCGCGUUCACCACCCAGUCAGCCGCAGUUCCUGUGUCUGCUCCUGUCCCUGAUGAGCUUGUGACAAACUCGCAAGACGCUGGGCCGACUGAAGAGGAUGAAAUGUAUAAAAGUGAUGCUCUCAGGCUGCUAUCUUUUAUCAAUUGGCAGGAUGAUUCCAUAUCCCGAGAAGCACUGGUCAAUGCGGGGUUCUACCAUGCCGGUGAGGGACGGCUGCGCUGCGCCUGGUGUGGGGGAGAGUUGGCUCCUUUUAGAAAUCUUGGCUCUUUGGGAGCACCUGUAGAUAUACAUCGGAGGUAUUUCCCGCGGUGCGAUUACGCUCUCCGACUAGAUAAUGCGUAUCGCGCGUCCAACAUAUCGCCGCCAUUCUCGCCACCACACACCCCCCAGGUGGAGUCUCCACGGAACUCCGUAAUGUCUGAAGGCGCACUCCACAACUCACGUCUACUAGCGCGAAACGGCCAGAACUGUACCCAACUAGGCGUGGUAGGAGUGUCUGGGCCCGGCGUGCAGCACCCCGCGCUGGCGAGCCUGGCCGCGCGCCUGGCCACGUUCGCGGAGUGGCCGCGGGGCCGGCCGCAGGGACCAGACACCCUGGCCGAGGCGGGAUUCUUUUACACCGGACAGGAUGACCAAGUGUGCUGUUUCUACUGCGACGGCGGGCUGGGGAAGUGGGAGGCGAGCGACGAGCCGUGGGCGGAGCACGCGCGCUGGUUCCCCGGCUGCGGCUUCGUGCAGCUCGUGAAGGGCGCGGACUUCGUGGCCCAACACCGAGCCGGCCAGCUGCCACCGCGGGCGGUAAGUACGUGGGCGGAGCACGCGCGCUGGUUCCCCGGCUGCGGCUUCGUGCAGCUCGUGAAGGGCGCGGACUUCGUGGCCCAACACCGAGCCGGCCAGCUGCCACCGCGGGCGGUAAGUACGUGGGCGGAGCACGCGCGCUGGUUCCCCGGCUGCGGCUUCGUGCAGCUCGUGAAGGGCGCGGACUUCGUGGCCCAACACCGAGCCGGCCAGCUGCCACCGCGGGCGGUAAGUACGUGGGCGGAGCACGCGCGCUGGUUCCCCGGCUGCGGCUUCGUGCAGCUCGUGAAGGGCGCGGACUUCGUGGCCCAACACCGAGCCGGCCAGCUGCCACCGCGGGCGGUAAGUACGUGGGCGGAGCACGCGCGCUGGUUCCCCGGCUGCGGCUUCGUGCAGCUCGUGAAGGGCGCGGACUUCGUGGCCCAACACCGAGCCGGCCAGCUGCCACCGCGGGCGGUAAGUACGUGGGCGGAGCACGCGCGCUGGUUCCCCGGCUGCGGCUUCGUGCAGCUCGUGAAGGGCGCGGACUUCGUGGCCCAACACCGAGCCGGCCAGCUGCCACCGCGGGCGAGGCCCGGUGACAGAUCAGUUAACAAUAGACAACGCAAUCCAUCAGUAAAUUUUCCAGUCAAUGAGAGCCAGGUAGAGGAACAAAUGGACUCUCAACAGGCGCUGGUCGCUUUAGGUGCAGGUUUGGACGCGGCGCGGGUACGACGCGCUAUUCGACGCCGGUUGCAGACCACUGGGUUGCCGUUCACGUCAUCGGAGGCGCUGAUUGACGCGGUACUGGACGAGCAGCUAAACGAAGAGAGUUGGGGAGUGACCACCAACCAGCGGUUCGCUAGAGAUAUCCUCGCCGAAGCGCUGAGGGAGUUUGCUCCUGCUGCUGGAUUAAUACCAUCACCAGACUGCGACCAAACAUCUCAGUCAGAAAGUUCCUCGCGAUCGCGGACGCCCAACGAACCUCAACCCAGCCAAGAAGUUAUAGUAGCACAUGCUGAUACUAGUCAAACUGCCAGAGACCCUGUCAGGCUAAACAGUAGAGUUAGCAAUGACAGUGAUAGAACUGACAGAGUGGAAAGUGAGAAGGAAACCAGUCCGGUGAGGAAGAAAUUGUCUUUGGAGGAGGAGAAUAGGCAGCUGAAGGAAGCGAGGCUGUGCAAAGUGUGUAUGGAUAGUGAGGUGAGCGUGGUGUUCCUGCCGUGCGGGCACCUGGUGUCGUGCGCGCGCUGCGGCGCGGCGCUGGCGUCGUGCCCGCUGUGCCGCGAGCCCGUGCGCGCGCUUGUACGCGCCUACCUCGCGUGACGUCACCAGGUGAGUGUGUGUCAGGUGAGCGUGGUGUUCCUGCCGUGCGGGCACCUGGUGUCGUGCGCGCGCUGCGGCGCGGCGCUGGCGUCGUGCCCGCUGUGCCGCGAGCCCGUGCGCGCGCUUGUACGCGCCUACCUCGCGUGACGUCACCAGGUGAGUGUGUGUCGGGGAGCGUG
Cydia strobilella is the source of this 2750-nucleotide messenger RNA. It is a transcript of the gene Diap2, whose product is annotated as death-associated inhibitor of apoptosis 2. Gene Ontology annotation, molecular function: cysteine-type endopeptidase inhibitor activity involved in apoptotic process; ubiquitin protein ligase activity. Gene Ontology annotation, biological process: regulation of cell cycle; positive regulation of protein ubiquitination; negative regulation of apoptotic process. The record is from RefSeq and is a predicted model, not a curated record. The transcript has 10 exons. Bases 214 to 2571 code for a protein of 785 amino acids. Lineage: Eukaryota; Metazoa; Arthropoda; Insecta; Lepidoptera; Tortricidae. Gene Ontology annotation, cellular component: nucleus; cytoplasm.